AUGUUCUUCAAAAUGUAUGCAAUCUCAGAAAAAAAUGGAACUGAGGAGCCUGCUUGCGGGGCAGAAAUAGAGAAGGAGACGUGGAGAACGGACCCAGGCGGGGAAGCAGACGGUGGAGUGCAUCGAGAGCAUAGCUCUGACCUCUGCGCGUGGCUCCCACCCACGCCCCGUCUCCCCCUCGCCCGCUGCAAUGGAGUGUGCUCUGCGCUGGGUCCCCGCGGGGAGAAAGCAGAGAGGCCGCGCCUGCAGGACGCAGAGCAGAGGCGGGAGCAGGAGCGGGGCUCGUCCGGGCAGUCGUCGCCCCCACCCCCCAAGAAGGGCCAGCCCCCCAGACCCCUCCCGGGCCCCCGACGUCUCCUGUUUACCGGAAGGGAGGCUGUCACGUCCAACGGAACCACGGCGUGGCCCUUGGACGGGGGCCGGCUCGCCGGGGCCUUCGGAACAGAGCAGAGAAGCCCGUUCGCACUGCAGGAGGAGGUGCUGCCCGACAGACACGCAGCUGCCCCUGACAAACGCACUGAGCCUCCAAACCUGACAGUUCCAGGAGGUAAGCAGAACCAGCCAAGCUGGCCGCCAUCCCUGGAGACUCUGCAGCCUGCCUGGCAGACGGUGACGCGAGGCUUCCGGCAGCACAACCUCCUUCCAGGGCUGCAGACACCCGGAGGUGUCAAGUAUCGGGGUGCUGACCGUCACGUGCCUCCGAGCCGCGACGAUAUCCGGGGCUCAAAUACAAGUCCCCAAAUAUCACCCCUGCCCUCGUCCCGCAUCUGCGGCCUCGAAGGCUGA
Molecule: messenger RNA, 786 nt
Organism: Rangifer tarandus platyrhynchus (Svalbard reindeer)
Lineage: Eukaryota; Metazoa; Chordata; Mammalia; Artiodactyla; Cervidae
Source: the annotation of a GenBank genome assembly